AUGAUGCUCCUGCGGUCUUCUACCCCGCGCGUCGUCGCGCGCGCGGUCGGCGCGACGUUCUCCUCCUCCGCGACGACCGCCUCCCGCGCGUCGUCGUCCGCGAUCCCCGCGAUGAUUCCGCGUCGUCGUCAACGUCAUCGUCGCGUCUCGCCGUGGGUGACGCGCACGUUCGCCUCCUCCUCCUCCUCCUCCUCCUCGUCCUCCGCGCCCCCGCACGAGGGCCAGAUCAAGAUCGCGCACAUCCUCAUGGACGCCUCCGACGAGGCGCAGCUCGACGAGCUCUACGAGCGCGUCGUCGCCGGCGCGGACGACCUCGCGACGCUCGCCGCGGAGUACUCCAAGUGCCCUUCGGGGAAAGCGAACGGCGGGCUCAUCGGCUGGAUCGGCCGCGGGCAGACGGUGAAGCCGUUCGAGGACGCCGCGUUCGCGACGCCUAUCGGGGGCGUGACGCGCGCGAAGACGACGUUCGGCGUGCACGUCGUGCAGGUGCUGGAUCAGAGAGAGGCGCCCGCGGCGGUGGUCAACGUGAGCGUGGAGGAUCUCGCGGAGGUGCUCGAGGUCGGCGACCUGGACGGCGUCAACCUCGUCGACGUCAGGGAGGAGGACGAGUGGCGCGCGACGCGCAUCGACGCGUUCACGCUCAUGCCGCUGUCGAAGGUGAUGCAGAUGACCGAGGCGGAGUGGGACGAGAAAUUGGCCGGCGUGGACAAGUCUAAGCCGACGUACAUGCUGUGCAAGGCUGGCGUGAGGAGCGCGCACGCGGGGAAGGAGUUCGCGUCGAGAGGGUUCAAGGAGGUGUACAACGUCAUGGGGGGGAUGGACGCGUGGGGGAGGAGACGAUGAGGGUGACGCGGGCGCCGGCGAGAGAACGCUUCGGUUAUUACUUCAUCAGUUAGGAUAAGUUGUCAUCUACGGAGAUGAUCGAUUCUUAUAAAUAAAACGGCGCCGACUCUAAUAACGCU
Micromonas pusilla CCMP1545 is the source of this 962-nucleotide messenger RNA. RefSeq names its product peptidyl-prolyl cis-trans isomerase. NCBI's taxonomy places the organism in Eukaryota, Viridiplantae, Chlorophyta, Mamiellophyceae, Mamiellales, Mamiellaceae. The coding region runs from base 1 to 843 and encodes 280 amino acids. The transcript is spliced from 2 exons. The record is from RefSeq and is a predicted model, not a curated record. Gene Ontology annotation, molecular function: peptidyl-prolyl cis-trans isomerase activity.